AUGGCUGCCACCGAACCGCCCACCACAGGCUUGCUCAACCUAGAGAAAGAGCUUGUCUGCUUCAUCUGCACCGAGGUUCUUUACCAGCCGCUGACCCUGCUCGAUUGCUUGCAUACCUUCUGCGGCUCUUGUUUGAAGGAGUGGUUUUCCCACCAGCAUCGCAAAGCCCUCCACGCCCAUUCUUCAGUCUCAACUCCCCCAUACACCUGCCCGACAUGUCGUGCCCCGGUGAAAGAUGUCCAGCACAAUGCGAUGAUCAACACUCUGCUAGAUAUGUUCCUCGCAGCCAAUCCCGGGAAGGACAGGACGACGGAAGAGAAAGCCGAGAUGGCACAGAUCUACAAAGCGGGUGAUGAGAUUCUCCCCAAACUUGAGAGUCAUCGGAGGCGAGAGCGCAGGCGGCGGGAAGAGGAGGAGGGGCUUGCGAGAGAACGACGAAGCGCCAGUCAUGUGCCACAGGACAGAAGUCGGCGGGAUCAACAGUUAUACAAUGCUUCGACUGACACGGGAUUGACACCACAUCCCAGGGGUGGAGAUAGCAGAAGUCGUGAACGCAGGGACAGGACAGAAAGGUCAAGGGACGCUGAUCGUCAUGAGCGGCGGCAACACCAGCAAAAUACAGAGGCAAUGGUCUCCGCCCCUCGCACAGCUAGUUCCCCGAGCUCUGCAGGCCUGUCCUCGUCUCUGUCUCCUCCGACGGGUUCACCGAGACAUCCAGACGCCGUCGAGGCGCGUCAAAGAGGAGCUCGAACUGUUGCUCACCAGGCCAGCUUGAUCUCUCUGGUCAGCGCAUCAGAGAGCGGAACGGGUACUGGAGAUAGUCUCAAUGAGGCCCAACUAAUGCAAGAGAUUUUGGCCGAGGGUCUACUCGAUGGCAUCAACGUGGAGGAUCUGACCGAGGCAGAGCAAGAUGAACUCAGCGAGCUCAUUGCCGAACGAUACAGGCAAUUACAUCCGGAGAGGAUGCGAAGAGCAGGGGCGGAGGAGGCUAGAGCAGAGACUGUGCCGAACGAAACACGACAGCCCGAAGUACAAAUCGAAGAGGCAGAUCGUCAUCCCCGUCAAUCCUCGCGGAGUACCCAGCGACAGCAGGCACACCCCAGUCCCAGAUCCAGCCGUAGCGUUACCAUAGGAGGCACGGACGGACGACCACCCUCAGCCUUUCCACAGCCAGCGGCCGAGCAGACGCUCACACUACCUCAAGGUGCAACGCAUCGACGCCGAGCUUCCAACGAGAGCGGGAGAAGAGAGACGUCAGCCACGAGAACAAGAAUAACCUCGCCAUCCAGCGGUUCGCGCAAUGCGCCAGCUGCCAGGUCUGCCACUGAUCUUUCGGAUAGACCUCAAUCUAUAGCCUUUGCCUCGGAGCGCCGACCGCAAGUCUCCCACACUACCCGGUCAAAUACUGAGCCUAGGGCAUCACCUCGAGCUUCAGAAGUGUGGCAAUCUGCAGGACGCCAAGUUUCAAGUCCUCCACAGCUAGAUUCUCCCACCGUACUAGCCCCAAGGACAGAUGAAGAUCCGCCGGUUAUGUCCAGCGUCAACACCGCGCCCGUCCCUACGUCCAUUCCAAUGAUAGAUCCCGCAGCAUGCGCUCCUGAGCCUCUUGCGUCGGUUCCGACCACUGUCUCGACAAGAUUCCAAGAACCAUCAAUCAAGUGUGCUCGCUGCGCCCGCCCUAACAUUCAAUAUGAGGUACAUAAACACUGUUCUUCUUGCAAGCUUGACCUCUGCUUGAGAUGUUACAGGGCCGGGCGGGGAUGCAAUCACUGGUAUGGGUUUGGCCACGCAGCUAUGUUCAAGUUUGAGGCGUCACAACCGUUGAACAGGAACAGCCAACCCAUCGAAUUGCCUCAUCUAUUAAUUGGACGACGAUACCAACGGCCGCCCGCAAGCACGAGCGAGGAUGAGCAGCGAAAUGUCGUGACUUCUUCGUCUGAUGCGGUCUCGCGGUUGCAGGAGGGCAGCUUUUGCGACCGGUGCGGCAGCUUCGCCAACGAUUACUUCUGGUCCUGCGACUAUUGUAACGAUGGCGAGUGGGGAUUCUGUAACGACUGCGUGAACACGAAUCACUGUUGUAAACAUCCUCUCCUCCCCGUUGCACGCAAGCCCAUCGAUCCCCGACCAACUGCUUCGCGGCCCGGAACAGCAGGGACAGAGACCGGUACUCAUUCAUUAAGUCCAUUUAAUACUGCCGGUCGCGUCCCAUCUCCAGCCCAGAGCGCACCAUCAAGUACAACGUCCGCCAAUGGGGCUUUCCCCAAGCUUCGAGCCGACUUUGCUCCAUUGGUGAUAACGAUAAAUUGUGAUAUCUGUGCACGCCCUGUUUCCCCGGAAGAAAUAUGGUACCACUGUCCAGGCCACCCGACACCAUCAGCCGAGAAGCCAGAUCAAAAGGGCGACUUCGAUAUUUGCAGUACCUGUUACCACAGCUUUGUCAAAACCGGUCAGAUCAAGCGCGACGAUGGCCCGGAUGGAUGGCGUCUCUGUCCCAGCGGACAUCGUAUGAUUUCAGUCACCUUUGAACAAGAAAGGGACGAAGGUCAGCGACGCGUCAUCCUUCGCGACCUGGUUGGCGGUGCGAAAAUGACUGAAGCAGACAUGGUGGCGUGGAAGAUCACAAAUACUCAAUUGAGCUCAAACAGCAUCCAACGUGCUGCUGACCCGACUGCUACCGCUGCAACUACUGGUCGCGGAGGCCAGUGGGUCUGGCGCGAAGAUUCCUCUGGGACACGACGAGCAACUCGAGCACGAGCGCCCACACUCCCAUCCUCGGCUCCAAGUUCGACAAGAUUAGAGUUCCCUCCAGAUGGUGGAGUGGGCAAAGUCUGCCGGUCCCGAUGGAGUUACUAUCCAGAGGAAGGUAAAGAUGGAGAAGGCGAAUUGAUGUUCCCCAAGCACGCGGAGAUUCACGAGGUCGAGGACAUCAAUGAAGACUGGUCGUUUGGUGUCUACGCCGGCGACAUGGGUGUGUUUCCGGCAGUUUAUGUGAGGUAA
Molecule: messenger RNA, 2997 nt
Organism: Capronia epimyces CBS 606.96
Lineage: Eukaryota; Fungi; Ascomycota; Eurotiomycetes; Chaetothyriales; Herpotrichiellaceae
Exons: 1
Coding region: 1-2997 (998 amino acids)
Biological process (GO): mitotic cell cycle checkpoint signaling; protein ubiquitination; ubiquitin-dependent protein catabolic process
Cellular component (GO): nucleus
Molecular function (GO): metal ion binding; ubiquitin-protein transferase activity; protein binding
Source: RefSeq, a predicted model, not a curated record